AUGCACGAGAUCAAGAUAUUUGUUAUUAGCACUCCAUUCCAAGCAGUAAAUUCUGUUCAAAUUUAUUCAUCCAUCUUCCAAACAAUAAUUCAGCUACUAAAGAAGAAGACAAUCGUUAAUGGACUUAAUCUGAUUGAAAGAAAUGGAUAUGAAUACUUAUUAUACAACAUAUUUAAUGAUAAACUCGACUUUUCACAUCGACUUACAUUUCGAAUGAUUUCCGCAGGUGCUGCAUCAAUGACCACAUCAGCAUUAAUGCUUGAAAGAAAAAACAUCUCUAACUUUGUUAUUAUUCCCACAUUUCAAGCAAGUUAUUACGGAAUUCUAUUCAUGAUACAAAACCCAAAGGAGUCAAAGAAGUUUUUGAACGACAAUUUUCCAAAAACAGUAAAAUACAUAGAACAAAAUCCUAUUACUGGGUCAAUAUGUCGAAUUAUUAACAAAGUUCACACUUUUUUCAACCAAUCCCCACAAAAUCGUCGUAAUCAAGCAGAUACUAUUGAUUUUAUUAAUGAUAUUAAUCAAGAUGUCAAUCAAUUAAGAGCAGGAAUCAAAAACGCUCUUAAAUAA
Molecule: messenger RNA, 570 nt
Organism: Trichomonas vaginalis G3
Lineage: Eukaryota; Parabasalia; Trichomonadida; Trichomonadidae
Exons: 1
Coding region: 1-570 (189 amino acids)
Source: RefSeq, a predicted model, not a curated record